AUGGCUGCUCAGCAAGUCUCGCAUGGUGACAUGGGCAGCCAUGACCAUCCACUGAGCCUAGCAUCCUUGAGUCUGGAAUCUCUUCCCGCCACGACUUUCUCCUGCUUUGGAGACCUACCUUUUGAGCUCCAGAACAUGAUCUGGGGACAAGCCUAUACUACCGUGAAAAUCAACAUCAGACUGAUUGUAUUCACAAUUACUUUGGUCGAAGACCCCAAAAGCCCCGGCAAUGAUACGAUGUGCUUCUCCCGAGACGCACACGCGGCAGCGUCUACUCGAAACCUCAGAAGCCUCAUGUCAGUGUGCCGACGAGCACGCCAGAAGGUACUUGAGUUUGUCACUACCUUGACCCUGUCAUGUCCCAAUCCAGCCGACGGCAAGAUUUCCGAGUACAUGAUUCCCUUCGACUGCGAGGACACCUGCUUCUGCAUUCAAGGAUGGCAGGAGCUGCCUGGACCUCGCAAGGCGAUUCAUAACACAAAGGGUCUGGACUUUGCAAGGAAAAUCAAACGGCUCGCAUUUGUAGCCAAAGACUACGACGUCCGAGAACGACCGGAACAUGAAUUGCGCGACUGCAUCAGUGAGGAGGUCAAGGAAGACCUUGAGACUUUCUUCCUUCUGUUUCACAAUGCUGUACAGAUUGCCGGCAUCAGCACCAGUGCUUUGGGAGCUAGGGAGAUUCUUGGAGAGGAAGAUUUUCUGUCUUUGUUUCUGUUCCAGCCCAUCAUGCAGAAGAUGAUGGUAGACGGCUUUCCUAUCACAAUCCCAUAUUUCGACCGUUUUCGCAUGAUCUACCAUGCUUGGCAUGCCGCCUUCGUCAAUUUGGACAGCAGAGUACGGGCCGCACUUAGCCCAGAUCGCAUGAGAAGUUGA
Diaporthe amygdali is the source of this 873-nucleotide messenger RNA. RefSeq lists its product as uncharacterized. Lineage: Eukaryota; Fungi; Ascomycota; Sordariomycetes; Diaporthales; Diaporthaceae. Bases 1 to 873 code for a protein of 290 amino acids. The transcript is spliced from 2 exons. The record is from RefSeq and is a predicted model, not a curated record.